This is a messenger RNA of Glycine soja, 2310 nucleotides long. RefSeq names its product 4-coumarate--CoA ligase-like 5. The record is from RefSeq and is a predicted model, not a curated record. The transcript is spliced from 4 exons. NCBI's taxonomy places the organism in Eukaryota, Viridiplantae, Streptophyta, Magnoliopsida, Fabales, Fabaceae. The coding region runs from base 229 to 1938 and encodes 569 amino acids. Gene Ontology annotation, molecular function: CoA-ligase activity.
CUUCACUCCCUUGGCCGGCAACAUAAUAUUCAGAAAAUGAAAUCUAAUUUUCUUAUUGAUUUUAUCCUUGCUAGCUACAACUGACAUAGUUAACAAUGUUUGUCCUUGUACUUGGCGUAGAUAAGCCUUGUAUAUAUGAUAUGUUGAUCAUAGUUCACACACAUUUUGCCUCAGCCUCACAGCAUUAGUUCUGCUUCUGCAUUAACAAGUUUAUCAAAUUUACAGAAAAUGUCAGGAGAGCAAAUCUUGUCAUCCAAUGAAGAAUAUAAUAAAUCUCAGCCUCCAUUUGGUACCAAGAGUGGUUACGAUUCAAGAACAGGCAUCUAUCACUCUCUAAUUAAGCUUGUCACCAAGCAUGAAAUCCCAACAAGGCCUGAUCUUAACACUGCCAAUUUUGUGCUGUCACAGUUCCCACAGACACACCUUGCUGAGGCAAGAAUUGCAUUCAUUGAUUCAGGUACUAGUAGGAGUGUAAGCUAUGGUGAGCUAAAAAGGUCUAUUUACUCCCUUGCAUCAGCUUUGUUCCAUGGACUUGAGAUUAGGAAAGGUGAUGUUGUAUUUGUAUUGUCACCAAACUCAACCUUGUACUCAGCCAUAUGCCUAGCUGUUUUAUCAGUUGGAGCCGUUCUUACCACUGCCAACCCCAUCAACACUGCAACAGAAAUUGCGAAGCAAGUGCAUGAUUCGGGUGCUAAACUAGCCAUCUCAGCACCUGAGGAGCUACACAAAUUGGUCCCAACUGGGGUUCCUACAAUUCUCACUUCUCGUCCUUCUGAUGGCAACAUGUUAUCAGUUGAAGAGUUAAUAGAAGGCUGUUGUACUUCACCAGAGUUGCCUCAAGUUCCUGUGGCACAAUCAGACACUGCUGCUAUACUUUACUCUUCAGGAACCACAGGGGUAAGCAAAGGUGUGGUUCUGACACAUGCAAAUCUCAUUUCCAUAAUGAGACUACUCUUUUGGUCUGCUGAUGUAAGUGGAUCCCAAGAUGAUGUUUUCUUGGCCUUCAUUCCAAUGUUUCACAUCUAUGGACUUGUGUUCUUUGGAUUAGGAUUGUUGUGUGUUGGUGUCACGACAAUUUUGAUGCAGAAAUAUGACUUCCAAGGCAUGCUUGAUGCAAUCCAGAAGCACAAGGUUAACAACAUAGCAGCAGUGCCACCAGUGAUCCUUGCACUAGUAAAACAAGCAAAGAAAACUAGGUGUGACUUGUCCAGCCUAAGAAGGGUGGGGUCAGGUGCUGCACCUUUGAGCAAGGAAGUGGCACAAGAGUUUAGAAGGAUGUUUCCUUGGGUUGAACUAAGGCAAGGUUAUGGCCUAACAGAAAGUAGUGGUGGAGCAACAUUUUUUCCCUCGGAUAAAGAUGCUAAAGCUCAUCCAGAUUCAUGUGGGAAGCUGAUUCCAACUUUUUGUGCAAAAGUUGUAGACAUCGAAACGGGGAAGCCUUUGCCUCCUCAUAAAGAGGGAGAAUUAUGGUUCAAAAGUCCUACUAUUAUGAAAGGAUAUCUAGGAAAUUUGGAGGCAACAAGUGCAACUAUUGAUUCAGAAGGUUGGUUGAAGACUGGUGAUCUUGGUUACAUUGAUGAGAAGGGAUUUGUUUAUAUAGUUGAACGAAUAAAGGAGCUAAUCAAGCACAAUGGUUAUCAGGUGGCUCCUGCAGAACUGGAAUCUGUGCUGCUAAGUCAUCCCCUUAUAGUUGAUGCAGCAGUUAUACCGGUUGAAGAUGAAGAAACUGGACAGAUACCAAUGGCAUAUGUGGUGAGAGCAGCUGGUUCUGAACUCUCAGAAAACCAAGUCAUUCAAUUUGUUGCAGGCCAGGUUGCUCCAUAUAAGAAAGUGAGAAAGGUGAGUUUCAUUGUCACUAUUCCAAAGUCAGCUGCUGGCAAGAUAUUGCGGAAGGAUCUUGUUUCUCAAAGCAAAUAUCAACUUGUCUCCAAGUUAUGACUAACAUGUAUAAAUGUUAGUAUUCCAGAAUGUUUUACUUGGGUCUAAGAUAUCCGAUUUUUAGCCAUAGAUUUACUUAUGCGGGCAAAGGGUAUCAAUUUUCCAAUGGAUAUUUAAUGUUUGUAAAACUAGCAUAAUUGGAUUUGACCAAAGGAAGAGAAGAACACUGUGAAAUCAGAACUCAACUGGGAGACUCAAAAUAAUUACGUAAAUGCUUUAAUAAAGAAUAUUGCCCUUCGUUGUUUUGAUCUUAUUGUGAGUUUGUGAAUUCUGUAUCUGUUUCCUUUUGAGGCUUUGGUUGCAUGUGGCACUACCAUUUGUAUUAGCGUUAAAAAGUUUGUAUAUAUUGUGCAGAGACUUUCAUUGUAUAAA